CGCCGCCUCCAUAGCAACCAGUGUCAGUGGCGUCACAUCCGGGAAACUGUCUCUCCAAGAUGGCGGCGAUGUGGGAAGACAGGGAUUUACAGGGAAUACGCCAACGCUUCCAGUUGCAGGCGGAUAGUUUACUGAGGGAAGCUGGGGCCUCGGAGGCCGAUACAAAUGACGAUGAAAAGAAAAAGGAGAAGCCUCUCCCCAGAGUGAAUGUCCAUUCUGUGUUUUGGAUAUUGGUGGCAGUUUCGUUGUCUUACUAUGUCGAUUUCCUUCAAGUUAUACAAGAAAACCUACAGGAUGGCUGCUUGUGGCUCCUUGUUGGUGCCUUGUCACUGGUCGUCAGUCUUUCCAUAGCACUUUACUGCAUCGUUUAUCUUGAAUGGCGGUGUGGGAUUUGUGAUUAUGACGCUAAGUAUCCAGCUCUUGUUCCCAUCGCUAUUGUAACAUUCCUAGUGGCAGCAGUCUGCAUCAACGUUUCUCUAUGGCCGGUGUGGUCAUUCCUUACUCCGGUGAUACUGUUUACUCAGUUUAUGGGAUUUGUGAUGCUGGUGUCUCUUCUUGGAUGAGCGUGUGGUGUUUUGAUACUGGACAUUGGGCUGAUUAUCAUUAAUAGAACUGCGCAGAUCUAUUCCUGGAUAUACAUCCAUUCUUAGCAUUUAACAUAUGAAGAGAGAAAAGAUAUCUGUUCUUGGGAAACAGUGCAUGGGUGCUAGCUGUGCACAAAAUCAUGUUAAUGGUAUAUCGUUUGCUGUAAUAAAGCUUAGGUGAUUUUGAAGGUGUGUAACAUACUCAUAAUACUGCGUGAUAAUACUGUUAAGUCAACCAUAUCCAAAGGAAUAUGGAAUGCUGCCAGGAAAGAAGGAUUUGUGACAAGUACAUUUGUGUCACAAAGCCCAUUAAAAGUUCAAUUAAUAUGGCUUUAACUUGCUAUGGCUUUACAUUUCAGUAUGACCCGCACUAGAAAUUGUGACAUGUCGUUAAUGACUUACUGAGGCUGGAAGUAGAAACCGCAAAACUCCCCACUAUGGAAAUAAUUGUACCAGAAACAAAACUGUAAACUAUGUUCCUUUAACUAUAUUUAAAAUUUUUAUUUUCUUUAAUAUCAAUAUUAACGGACUAUUUCGAAUAUUUUAAUUUUUGGGAUUAUGUGACUCUACGGACACUGGUAUAAUAUCAGAAUCUAGAAAGGAUGAUGGGGUUUGAUAUGCAAUUGAAUCUGUUUUCAGAGUUUGAAAUAAAUAUAUUUUUAUUUUGCUACUAAA
This is a messenger RNA of Pseudophryne corroboree (corroboree frog), 1259 nucleotides long. RefSeq names its product transmembrane protein 128 (gene TMEM128). Lineage: Eukaryota; Metazoa; Chordata; Amphibia; Anura; Myobatrachidae. The record is from RefSeq and is a predicted model, not a curated record. The coding region runs from base 60 to 563 and encodes 167 amino acids. The transcript is spliced from 5 exons.